AUGCCGCCGUUUUACGGGGACAACGAGCAGCAGAUAUUUGAGAGCGUGAUCAAGGCCCCCCUGGACUUCAACAGCGACCCCUGGCCCAAAAUAUCUGAACCUGCAAAGGACGUCGUGCGCCGCAUGCUGGUGCGCAACCCCACCAAGCGCGCGACUGCCGCCGACGUGCUGCGCCACGAGUGGGUGAGGGAGGGCGGCGUGGCGGGCGACAACGUGAUCGAGCCCGAGGUGCUGACUAGGAUGAGGGGCUUUGCCGCCAUGAACAAGCUCAAGAAGGAGGCCCUCAAGGUCAUCGCCCUCAACCUGCCCGCCGCGGAGAUCGAGGGUCUCAAGGAAAUGUUUGCGGCAAUGGACAAGGACGGCAGCGGCACCAUCACAGUGGACGAAAUGAGGGAGGGGCUCAAGUCAAAGGGCACGCUCAUCCCGGAGGAGGACCUGCAGCGACUCAUGGCCAACGCUGACAUCACCGGUGACGGCGCCAUCGACUACGGUGAGUUCCUGGCGGCCACCAUGCACCUCGGGAAGCUCAACAAGGACGAGCACCUCCACAGAGCAUUCGCGCACUUUGAUGCUGACGGCAGCGGCUACAUCACCGUGGAGGAGCUGGAGGCGGCGCUGAAGCAGGAGGGGGACAGCAGCAUGGCGGCCCUGGGGGAGCAGAUCAAGAGCAUCCUGGCGGAGGUGGACAAGGAUAAGGACGGCCGCAUCGACUACGAAGAGUUCUGCGCCAUGAUGCGCGCAGAUGCCGCCCAGCAGACGCACCACCAGCUGCGCGGCGGCUUCCUCACCGACCCCCCGGUCCUGAGCAACGCGAGCAUCUCGGACGUCGCAUGA
Monoraphidium neglectum is the source of this 834-nucleotide messenger RNA. Its product is annotated as calcium-dependent protein kinase. Gene Ontology annotation, biological process: peptidyl-serine phosphorylation; intracellular signal transduction; protein autophosphorylation. The record is from RefSeq and is a predicted model, not a curated record. NCBI's taxonomy places the organism in Eukaryota, Viridiplantae, Chlorophyta, Chlorophyceae, Sphaeropleales, Selenastraceae. Gene Ontology annotation, molecular function: calmodulin binding; calcium ion binding; ATP binding. Gene Ontology annotation, cellular component: nucleus; cytoplasm. Bases 1 to 834 code for a protein of 277 amino acids. The transcript is spliced from 7 exons.